Messenger RNA from Leptopilina boulardi, 881 nucleotides. RefSeq names its product ubiquitin-related modifier 1 (gene Urm1). Gene Ontology annotation, biological process: protein urmylation; tRNA thio-modification. The transcript is spliced from 5 exons. Lineage: Eukaryota; Metazoa; Arthropoda; Insecta; Hymenoptera; Figitidae. Bases 179 to 487 code for a protein of 102 amino acids. The record is from RefSeq and is a predicted model, not a curated record. Gene Ontology annotation, molecular function: protein tag activity. Gene Ontology annotation, cellular component: cytoplasm; nucleus.
GUCAGCGGUGUAAAGGCUAUCACAUUUUUGUAUCAUGUCCAUGUGCCUAACCUAGUCAAGACUAUUAAUUGAAAUGUUUGUAAAUAAGUAAUACGUCUGUGUCAAUUGUAUUACAUAGUUUCUAUAUAUAAAUACACAACGAAUAAUUUUUUCUAAUUUUGUUCAUUAAUUGAGCAUAAUGUGUUCAACUAGAGAAAAUCUUCGAUUGAGUCUCGAAUUUGGGGGUGGUGCUGAAUUUUUAUUCGAUAAUAAAAAGAAACAUGUAAUCGACUUACCAGGUGAUGACUGGACUUUAAAACGUUUACUAACAUGGAUCAAAGAUAAUCUCUUGAAGGAAAGAACGGAACUUUUCAUGCAGAAUGAUACAGUAAGGCCGGGAAUUUUGGUACUUGUAAAUGAUGCUGAUUGGGAAUUAUUGGGUCAGGGUGAAUAUAAACUUCAACAGAAUGACACUGUUCUUUUCAUAUCGACGCUACAUGGAGGUUAAUAUUUCUAUAUAAUUAAAAAAAAUAUAGACAAUUAAUUAAGUUUAUACUGCGCUUUAAGACUCGAGUUUAUAUACGAUGGGUAAAAGUAGAGACAUAUUUUGCAGCAGGGUCUUUUAUUAUUUUAUAUAUACAUAUAUAGGGACUUCCGCCAAGUUGACAUUUUUACAUUUACCAUUUAUUGAAAUAUUUUGUUAUUAAAAAAGUAAUAUAGUUAGAUUUAUCUUAGAAUAUAAUAUCUCUUUAUUUUUUUCAAGAAACAGUACAAUUAUAUCGUCGUAUAAAAAUCCAUUCCAAGUUUUCAUAUUGUCCUCGAUUUAAUUUAUUCAAUAACUUCAUUCAUCUUUGAGACGAGGCAGGAGUAAAUAAAGCAAACAAUUUACAAUUUUUAAUAAA